AUGGUGAGACUUUGUCGCUCAUACUUUGGACAUGUUAUCAGGGGGCACCAGUCCUACAGAAGGACAUUACACUCGGUAAAAACCGUCCACCUUUUUGAAGGACUGACUUUUAGAUUUCGACAAACAGAAGCCAUGUUAUUGUCAGAGGGUAAUAAAAGUGGUGUCACAUUUUCUCUUUUGGGCUUCUCAGAUUACCCAAAACUGAAGAUUCCCCUUUUCUUGGUAUUUCUGGCCAUCUGCAGUGUCACCGUUGUAGGGAAUACUGUAAUGAUUGUAAUCAUCAAAAUUAACCCCAAACUGCACACCCCCAUAUACUUCUUCCUCAGCCACCUCUCAUUUGUGGACUUCUGCUAUUCCUCCAUCAUUGCUCUUAAGAUUCUGGAGAACCUAGUUGUAGAAGACAGAACCAUUUCAUUUUUAGGAUGUGUAGUGCAGUUAUUUCUCUUUGGUACCUUUGUGGUGACUGAAUCAAUUUUAUUAGCUGUAAUGGCCUAUGACCGCUUUGUGGCCAUUUGUAACCCUCUGCUCUACACAGUUGCCAGUCUCUACACAGAGACUCUUUCCAACAUAAUCAAUCACUUCUUCUGCGAGUUCUCCACACUUCUUUCCCUUUCUUGCUCUAAUACUUACCUCAAUGAGUUGUGGCUUUUUAUCAUCAGUACUUUUAAUGAGGCGAGUGUAUUACUUAUCAUUCUCACCUCUUAUGUGUUUAUCGUUGUCACCAUCUUGAAAAUGAGUUGUUCGGCCAGUGGUUGUCAUAAGGCAUUCUCUACCUGUGCCUCUCGUCUGACUGCCAUCACUAUCUUCCAUGCCAGCAUCCUGUUCCUCUACUGUGUGCCCAACUCAAAAAACUCCAGGCACACUUUCAAAGUAGCCUCUGCGUUUUACACAGUGGUGAUCCCCAUGUUGAAUUCCUUGAUCUACAGCCUGAGGAAUAAGGAUGUCAAGAAUACAGUCAGUAAGAUAAAGGAUAUUAAAUUCGUUUUUCAUUAUAGUAUUUCAGUAGUAUUUGUCCCUAAGUGGAAAUAA
Messenger RNA from Loxodonta africana (African savanna elephant), 1029 nucleotides. Its product is annotated as olfactory receptor 5D18-like. The coding region runs from base 1 to 1029 and encodes 342 amino acids. Gene Ontology annotation, biological process: sensory perception of smell; G protein-coupled receptor signaling pathway. The transcript is spliced from 3 exons. The record is from RefSeq and is a predicted model, not a curated record. NCBI's taxonomy places the organism in Eukaryota, Metazoa, Chordata, Mammalia, Proboscidea, Elephantidae. Gene Ontology annotation, molecular function: olfactory receptor activity; odorant binding; G protein-coupled receptor activity. Gene Ontology annotation, cellular component: membrane.